AUGGAGCAACUCCGCGACCAGGCACGUUUCGACACCAAAGUCUGUGAGUCAAUCACUCUGCACAUCCGUCAGCUCGCAGCGGACGAGGUCAAGCUCAUAUGGUGUGAAGGUGAAUCGAUGGUGAAAAAUCUUGAAGAGGAUGACAGGAUUUUGGUCGUGCUUCUCGGCUUCGCGGGUGCACUCAACAAGUUGACGUUCCCAAUGGGUCGGGACAUGGCUCAGAGAGCGAUUCAUCGAGUGUCCAACACAGAUGAAAAGUAG
Messenger RNA from Fonsecaea multimorphosa CBS 102226, 261 nucleotides. RefSeq lists its product as uncharacterized. The record is from RefSeq and is a predicted model, not a curated record. NCBI's taxonomy places the organism in Eukaryota, Fungi, Ascomycota, Eurotiomycetes, Chaetothyriales, Herpotrichiellaceae. The transcript is spliced from 2 exons. Bases 1 to 261 code for a protein of 86 amino acids.